AGUAUAGCUCCUCCCACCACCCCGGUGUACUUGGCUACACAGCAUAAACAUUAGCACCAUUUGUCAGUGGUGAAAUGGAUUUCGUUUAUAUUUUGGAGGAUGUAUUGUGAGUCGUUAAUGCACAUAGCUUUAAAAUAACAAGACAGCGGUCAUCGGCCUUACUUGCACAUCCGACCAUGGUCGCCUUCUAAACAGGUGCAGCAGUUACGGAGUCGAACUGACAGCCGUCUGUGGACUCACCGGGCCGCCAAUAAUAGCAAAAGAGUGUCUCCAUCCCUAGCGUCGGUCAUGCAUCUGUAAGACACGCCCCCCCUCCAUCCAGCGCUCCCUAUGGAUUCUAGCGAUGACCUAGCGCUGGAUAUCAUUGUCACCAAUGUUGUGGCAACGUUCCGGACCAGGUGUCACCUCAACCUGCGAACCAUUGCCCUGGAGGGGGUCAACGUCAUCUACAAGCCGGAAGUAGGGAAAGUCCUGAUCAAGCUCCGUAAGCCCAGGAUCACUGCCUCGAUCUGGUCCUCAGGGAAGAUCAUCUGCACCGGGGCCACCAGUGAGGACGAGUCAAAGGUUGGUGCCCGCAGAUUAGCACGCAUUCUGCAAAAACUGGGCUUUAAGGUGAGGUUUUCCGACUACAAGGUAGUGAACGUGCUGGCGGUGUGCUCCAUGCCCUUCUCCAUCCGCCUCAUAGACUUCACCAAAAAUAAUCGUCCCAUUGCCAGUUACGAGCCCGAGCUCCACCCGGCUGCCACGUACAGGAUCAAACACCUGAAGGCCACCGUGCAGGUCUUCUCCACGGGCAGCCUUACAAUCACAGGACCAAACGUGCAGAGUGUGGCCACCGCGGUGGAGGAGAUCUAUCCGCUGCUGUUUGAGUGUCAGAAGCCUCUCCGGAAAUGAGACGAGGACGCCCAAGGGACCAGCGGAGAAGCACUUUUGAAAUCUGUGGAUUUGUGCGAUUUUUUGGGACGUUUUAUUCGGUCCACCCAGAAACGGCUACUGUGAAUCUGUGACCCCCCCCAAUUGGCUGGAUUUGACUUGGAAACUCUUCCCCUUAAAUUCCCCCCGUCCCUCCGUCCUUCACAAAGCUUGUGUAGUAGCUGUCUUGACAUCGUGGGGUGUGUGACACUUUUACACUUUCACCCCUGAUCUCUGCUAUGGUCUCAGAUGGCUGCACCGACCUUUGAUUGAAACUAAUUGGGCAGGUCUCUAACCGAAAUCUCAUUGAGGGAUAUUUUCCGAUUUUCUUAAUGUCACAGGUCUUUUUUAUUUGUAUGCAUGCCCAUGAUAAAUGGACAGGCCACCAGUCUUACAUUUUGAGCGCAAAUCUAUGUAAACCGUCAGAGGGACGCCAUCUGUAUUUUAUCACCAUUUUCUAAAGACGCUUUUAAAGUCCAUUUUUGCCACGCUGAAUAUUGCCAUGCCUUGAUUUUAACCCUGUAUUCUCCUCCACGUGGCACUGUGGCACUCUGGUUCCGUCCCCGUUUGAAACUGAGGCCGAAGACGCCGCUAACCGUCCCGUGAGGUGUUCCGAAAAGCAUGAUCGUUUGUCGGGAGUGUUAAUGAAUCGGUUCUUUUAUUUUGUCUUCACUCGUACUCGUAUAGGCCGAAGAAGAACUUGUAUAACGUUAAGGCGAGGAACAGCCGUGGGGAGAGAGAGAAUGACGAUUUGAUGAGGCAAAUGGCUCGAGCUGUUAAGGCGGUCCCACUCAUCGGUGUGUGGAGAGCUCCACUCACCUUCAUGUGUUGGCGUGAGGACCCCACCUGGCGUUGACCUGGUUCUCAUCCAUGUGGGGGGAAACCCCCAGUAGAAGCCUGUCAGACUUGAACGACCCUGUUCAACCGAGGAAGUGUGACGCUUCCGUUUGUGUCGAAUGUUCCAAACUUUUGUAUUUUAUAAUGAAAACAGACAUCGAAAUAAAUGAGGCUGUCGUAGACAUG
Messenger RNA from Hypomesus transpacificus, 1935 nucleotides. RefSeq names its product TBP-like 1 (gene tbpl1). NCBI's taxonomy places the organism in Eukaryota, Metazoa, Chordata, Actinopteri, Osmeriformes, Osmeridae. Gene Ontology annotation, biological process: DNA-templated transcription initiation. The record is from RefSeq and is a predicted model, not a curated record. The transcript is spliced from 8 exons. The coding region runs from base 331 to 894 and encodes 187 amino acids. Gene Ontology annotation, molecular function: DNA binding; general transcription initiation factor activity.